AUAUCACCAAAGUAAUAGACUUUCAAAUUCGCAAAAAUCCAUCAUUCGAUCUGGUGUUAGGACAAGAAUGGUUAUGGAUGCAUGAAGCAAAAAUAAGCUUUGAAUUUUUUCCCGAAGCCCAUAGCCACAAUGCUAAAAUUGUAAUAGAUGGUAUGAGCAUCCCAUUAAUCGAUAAAGAUUUUAACAUAAACAGUUUCACUAAAAAUAACUCAUCUAAUUCAGCGAAGUCUAAAGCUGGUCUAACUAAGGAUGAGAUUACGAAUAUGAUCAAUAAAAUCCUCUCAGAUGCUGAAAAUAAUAAGCGCCGAAAAAGGCAUCAUGGCAACAUAUCUCCUGUAUCUCAAAUACAUAGAAGAACUAGCAGGAUUAAGAAAUAUCCCAAGAUAGAUUUAGGCGAUGGAGGUGGAAAGUUACUAUGGGUAAAGUCAGAUUCUUUAGAUACUUCAGACUCAAGUGAUUCUUCUUCAUCUAGAUUGCAACUAGAAGUUAUAGAUAC
Diversispora eburnea is the source of this 496-nucleotide messenger RNA. NCBI's taxonomy places the organism in Eukaryota, Fungi, Glomeromycota, Glomeromycetes, Diversisporales, Diversisporaceae. The record is from the annotation of a GenBank genome assembly.